Messenger RNA from Labrus mixtus (cuckoo wrasse), 3633 nucleotides. RefSeq lists its product as uncharacterized. The record is from RefSeq and is a predicted model, not a curated record. NCBI's taxonomy places the organism in Eukaryota, Metazoa, Chordata, Actinopteri, Labriformes, Labridae. The coding region runs from base 153 to 857 and encodes 234 amino acids. The transcript is spliced from 8 exons.
CACAAGUCGUCCUCCUUCACUAGAGAAGCCUUUCUGUUGGGACGCCAAACAUCGUCAAGAACUUCAACCAAGUCCAGUCGCCUUUUGGAUUAAACCUUGAAGUAAGCCAUAACCUGGAACUACGAAAACAUUAACGGAGACAGAAGGCCAGGAUGGCAGAUUUUCCAGUUGACAUCUCGGCACAUUAUGUACUUCAGUUCCUGCAAAGAAGCAAAGCAAGAGAUAAAGACUAUAUAAAACAGGGGAAAGAUCUUGUGGACACAUUUGGAGACAGAACUCUGGCCCUUAGUAAUCCAGCUAAUGUCAAAUGGAUGAUAUGUGGCCUCCAAGGCACAAGUUAUUUUAACAGAAAAGAAGUCGUGGAAGGUUGGGGAAAGUUCUAUCUUCCUGAUGAGGUUAGGAUGCAGGUUGUAGGUUUAGUGAAGAGAACCUCAUGCCCCUGUGAGCAGCUUGUUCUGAUGAUCUGUGAGGAUGGAAAGCUGUAUGCUUACGAUGAAGAGGAGCUGCAUGAGGUGGCUUCCAGUCUGGCGCAGCUCUGUACUCAGGGUUUACAGUAUCCAUCAUCCCUGUGCUAUUACAAAGGGGAGACCUUCAGCAAAAUGACCUACGAGGACUGGGAAAAAGUGAAGCAGAGUGAUUUAGGGAAGAGUUUGGACAAAGCACAUUACGAGCUGGUGACAGCAAAUAAGAAGGGAUUCCUGGAAAAACUCAGACGAGAGCCUGUCCUGAAGGACCGCCAAAAAACCUCUCUGGGCCUUCUGGACGGAGAAGCAUCAUAUGCCUUAAAACCUCCGACGUCUCCUCUUCCUCCUCCGACGAAGCAGCGACUUUUCUACAAGCUCCCCCUGGACGCCUGAGCUUUUCUUUUUUUUUUUUUUAAAGAUUUUUAUCAUAUAUAAGCUUUACUAUAGAUAUAUCAAGAUAAUAAUGCAGGCUGUGCUGAUGCAGGCUUGAAACACUUUUGCACUUUACACUAAUGCACUUAACAUUAAUGCACUGCAGCACAAAAUUAAUCGUGGCAUUCUCCUAGUUUUGAAUCACUUUUUGUAUUAGAAACUUCAGGCAAAUCUUCAGGCAAAUAAAUCCAAAGGGAGCAGGCAAAAUGCAAAACAGUAAGGCAGGCACGGUCAAAAUCACGAUAAGUCUACUAGGAAAAAUGCUGGAACAAGGUGACACACAGGAACACACUACAAACUGGCAACAUGAGGGAGGAAACACAGGGAUAUAUACACACAGACAAUCAGGGGAUAACAGGAUACAGGUGAGCACAAUCAGGGCAGGGAGGCUCAAGGCAGGAAAACCUGAGGAGCAGGAUCUGAAAGACAGAGACAAGGGUAAGUACAAAAUAAAACAGGAACAGACAAAAAUACUAAAUAAAUGAGUAAAAAACAAAACAUGACACUAGGUAACUUUAUGGAUCCUGUCAAUUACCUUAUUUAAAAAUGACCUCUGUGCCUAUCAAAAAUAUCUGAGCUUCAAUUAAUAUCACGGUUACAUGCACAAUUGUAAUAACCAUGAACAUAUUGCUGAAUGUAUGUCCAAUUUAAUUGCUCAAUAAAAGAUGUUUGAAUUAAAAACAAAAAACUAAUAGUCAUAUAGUUUAUAUUUGACAGCGAAUGUACGGUGCUUAGUUUUUUUUGUACUUUUCUGCAAUCUUUUAUGGACAGUAGUCCACUUUAUCUCUACACUCAAGUACACACUUCCUGCUACAUACUCAAGAGAAAAAAAACAUUGCACAUCCCUCGGAGAGAAAUGCUUGGACCCUUUUUUCCCGUUAACUCCUGUUGAGCACAGUUUCAUUUAUACCGAGACUGACUCCGAUAUUAGGUAAGAGAAAGAAGAGUAUACAAACAGAAAGCUGUUUUUUCCAUUCUGAUGGAGGAUUGUUGUUUUGGGUUUUAGGUUUUCUUUUCCUUCUUUCCGUGUAAUUUCAUUGUAUCUUACAAUGGUGAGUAGGAGCUUUUAUUAGCUUUAGUUGCAUAUAUCAUCUUUGUGAAAUUGUACAAUGCUUUUAUAUUUUCUGUUGUCUUUGGAAUAUGUCAAUGUUGUAAUGUGUUAUAUUUUAUACCUCAACACAUCACAAGUCUGCAGACAAAAUUAAGAGGUGAGACAACUGGUUUUCUGUCAGCAAGUUUUGUAUUUUAUUUUGUUUUGGCUAGUUGUAGUCCUUUUUUUCCCAAAACUUUGUGAAUACAAAUGUAUUUUAAAUGAAGCGCAGAGACACAAUGAUGUUCAAGGGCUUUACAUGCUUGGUUGAAUCCAAUGCUGGUACAGAAUCUUGGUUGGGAAAACUCACCUUGUGCAGGACUGUUAUGUACUUUUGAAAAUAAGAAAUGUUGUCAUGCUAUGUGGCCAGGUUGCUUUGUACACAUCCUGCUUUUCAGAUACACAAACACAAACAAAAAAACUAUUCUCAUCACAGGUUCUUCACAGCAUCUUCUUCUUGGGAAAAAUCCACAGUCCCCCAUGUCUCCCACAUGUUAUUGUCAAUGACCGUGAGAUGCUGGAAGAGUUACAAAACCUGUACCCUCAGCCUUUUGUCUUCUAUUUCACUCAAUUACCAAAGAGGAGUCCAUUUUCCUGUGUGCUUGACAUGAUUAUCCACCUGACUGGACAGAAGGUCUUCCUGACUGAAGAAGCUAAGGAAAGUGACAUAAUAGAAAGCCUGCGAGAGGUCAUCUCUGAUCUGAAGAAGGAUAAAGCAAACGACCUGAUCUCCUCCGCCAUCUGUGUGUCUCAAAAGAAACCAGUCCAAGACUCAGUCAGGUACUAUGGAGUCUCCAUGUCCACCUCUGGCUGUGUUCCCGGGCGAAUCAUGGUUGCUGCCUCCUGUCUCAGCACCUGGGACUCUUUUGUAGCCGAUGCAGUGAUGACCUACAAUCCAGACAAGGUCAAAAAGGACUAUUUUGAUGGAACCUUCCAAAUCCAAGAGCUGAUCAGGUGUCAGGCCUUCAGCCUGACAAAAGAAGGUCAAAUGGAUCCUUGCAGAUCAUGUGGGAAUCUGUUUGGUUUGACAACAUGUCAAAUAAAAGUGUGGGCCUAUGGCAACUGUGCUGAAGCAGAAAGUAUAAGCAACUUGCUUAAAAAUGAGGAUGAAGUGAGAGAGCAAAUAAGACCAACAUCUGAUAGGAACACAGAGAGGAACAGGCAAAGGGCAAAAGAGAGUGUUGUUAACGAUCUGAAGACAUGGCUGAAAUUGGUGAAAUUCAAUCAACAGGAUUUACAAUUCUACACACCACCAGGAAUUGAAUCUGAGAAUAGAGAAAAUGAUGGGAUAUUAAAUAUGAUAGACACAACACUUUCAUACUUUAUUUCAAGGUAACACGAUAGACCUCUUUUGAUGUGACUGGUUGGCUGAAGAAUGCUCCCUGUAAAUGUGUCUGUGGAUUAUUCUAGAUGUUUUGAGGUGUGUGAAUUAAUGGCAUCAGAGUUGUUUAUAUCUCACUUACUAAUUGUAAAUUGUUAUUUGGGCCAGUUAUGUAAAGAUGGAACAAUAAAAUAUAAGAAAGCAUACAUGGCAAAAUUGUAAAGUACAAGUGUGUCAACAGGUUAAAUCCAGCAUCAUGGAAGAUUUGAAAGCUCUUCAUUUGAUCUUGUCAUUCAUGGAAAAAUAAAGAUGUACACUGACGUUAA